UUCGCAUGUCUCAGUCUCCAUGGCUUAAAAUGAGGUGGGGGGAGUGGGACUAACUCCCCGGGGGAGGCUGCGUCCGGCCCCAGUUUUCUUCCUGGGAUGUACACGUGUCACUUUGGCACAGUUCCAGAAGAUGGGAAGGAGCUGCUUGUCUGGCUAUGGGCUUUUUACGGGUCAGGAGUGAAUCUCCCCCCCCCCGCCCCCAUUUCAGGGGCUUUCGCAGCGCUCAGCUCCUUGCCCGACCUAAAGUAGGAGCCCUCAGAGCGCGAUUGCUGGAUGUAUUCGGAGAAUGAAUGAACAGAUGAAUGAAUGACUUGGUGCAAGUAGGCCUCCGGUUAGACCUGGGUGUGGCCCAGACCUGGCUUUUCUUGGAAGCCAGAAAUCCCAGCUGGCUGCCCCAGCCCUGAGGCAUGCUUCCUUGAAGAAUGUGACAUCUCACUGCUUGGUUGGCAAAAUCUCUUCCCAACUCUGAAACUGGUGGGAAUCCGCACCAUCGUGGCCCACCCCUCCACCCGCCUACUCCCGUACCCCCAACCGGGGAAACAAGCCUGAGGCCCCAGGGACGUUACAAGACUAGUUUGUUGCCAAAGUGGAGUUAGAUGGUACAUCCCUGCUUUGCCCACCUGGUUCCCCACCCGCAUCCCCCACAGUAGCCUCCCUUUGGAUGACCUGCACUUUCCUCACUGCCUUUAACAAAUUAUAUUUGCGUUUGGCACUUGGCCCAGCCUUCCCUCUGCCUUGGCUGUGUAGUAUGGAGGUUAGAAUGGGAGUCCCAGUUCAUAUAUCAGCUUCAUUGCUUAAUAGCUGAGUGCCCUUGGCAAGCUUAGUUCUCCUUUAAGCCUAGAUUUCCUCAUGUAUAAAAUGGUGAUAAUUAUUCCCAUCGCAUAGGGUUGUUGGGAGAAUUAAAUAAGACUGUAAUGUAAAAUACUUGGCAGGUAGCAAAUGUUGAUGCAUGUAACUAUUACCACGGUGUGCUUCCCACUGUGAUAUCUCAAACUUCUUUAGGUGGUCAAACUUCAUGCUUGGGACUUUGACAUUUGGAAAGUCCACGUUGGCCCAGUGUCCUUAACUGAAUAUUUGCCUUCUUCCCCGCCCCAUGUUUCAGCCUGGCCCUAGAACUGCUGUCCGAAACCUUUUACUCCAGGCCUCCGGUUGGUGCAGCAUUGCCCCUGGGAGAAUGGAAGGGUCAGUUUUGCUGAGCCUGUCCAUCCCAAACCCCAUGGGAAAACGGAGCUGGGUUGUGAGGGCCUUGAUUUCACUCUGCAUUCACUCAUUCAUUCAGGCUGCCCUCCCAAAGGCCACCAUACUGGAUCUGUCCUGCAAUAAACUGACUGCUCUACCGUCGGAUUUCUGUGGCCUCACACACCUGGUGAAGCUGGACCUGAGUAAGAACAAACUGCGGCAGCUACCAGCAGACUUUGGCCGCCUGGUCAACCUCCAGCACCUGGACCUCCUCAACAACAGGCUGGUCACCCUGCCUGUCAGCUUUGCUCAGCUCAAGAGUCUGAAGUGGCUGGACCUGAAGGAUAACCCCCUGGAUCCUGUCCUGGCCAAGGUGGCAGGGGAUUGCUUGGAUGAGAAGCAGUGUAAGCAGUGUGCCAACAAGGUGUUACAGCACAUGAAGGCUGUGCAGGUGGAUCAGGAGCGAGAGAGGCAGCGGCGGCUGGAAAUAGACCGAGAGGCCGAGAAGAAGUGGGAGGCCAAGCAGCGAGCUAAGGAGGCUCAGGAGCGGGAACUGCGGAAGCGGGAGAAGGCGGAAGAGAAGGAGCGCCGGAGGAAGGAGUAUGACGCCCUCAAAGCAGCCAAGCGGGAACAGGAGAAGAAACCUAAGAAGGAAGCAAAUCAGGCCCCGAAAUCUAAGUCCGGCUCUCGGCCCCGGAAGCCACCACCCCGGAAACACACUCGCUCCUGGGCUGUGCUGAGGCUGCUGCUGCUGCUGCUGCUGCUGUGUGUGGCUGGCGGGCUGGUCGCCUGUCGGGUGACGGAGCUGCAGCAGCAGCCCCUCUGCACCAGCGUGAACACCAUCUACGACAGCGCGCUCCGGGGCCUGCGCAGCCACGACAUCCUCCGGUGGGUCCUGCAGACCGAUUCUCAGCAGUGAGCUUGUCCUCCACACCUGCUGCCUCCCAGCCUUGGAGCUUGGAUUCCUAUGGAAUUGGGUUCUGUUGGACACAACCUCUUUUUAGUGUCAGACCUACCUGCCAUCAUCACAUGGCUGCCGUUUGGUACUUGAGACCUCCUCUUUGUAAGACUUCUUUGUUCCUUAGUCAGGGUUCCCUGGUGGAAUAAGGAGAAAUAGGAGGUGGGGCCAGUUACCUGCAUGCUUAAAAGAAUAGGCUUGGGGUGGGGAGAGGACAAAACAUAGCCUUUUCUAGUUGUUAUACAAAGCUGUAUAAAGGCAAGACUCAUUUCUACUAAAGGUCAGCUGUCACUACAUUUAUACUUUUGUGUGUCACAAACCCUUUCUUUCAUUCCUCCCUGGGGAGCCAGGGCAGAUCAGGAGGCAGUGUGUUAUUGGGGACUAGGGGAACACCAUACUCAGCAAAUCUAGUCUAAAUUGGGGGGGAGGGGCGUACCUAUUUUUUAAGGACCUCAGACAUUCAGAUAUUUUAACAGUCAUACAAAAUCUCAGGCUGUGACAGGACUUCCAGACCAUCCAGUCCAAUGUAACACUUGUAGACAGGGAAACUGAGGCCUUCCAUGACUUGCCUAUGGUCUCCUAGCUGGUUUGAGGCAGAACUGGAUUCCCACCCUGGUAUCCUUUCUUCCCAUCAUUUUGCCUCCUUUAUAGUGUACUGAGAGAACACAACUUACACCAGAAUUGUCUCUUGGCUGGAGUAUAGAAUCUUUCACGGGAAACAGAUUCAUGACCCACAGAUAGAAAUCUCAUAGCCAUGAGGGUCUUGGGCAGCUCUUGUAGAGUCCUGCGGCACUUCAUGUGGCUUCUGUAAAAUGGGGAUGGUCCAGGCUCCUUGCGUCAAUUUGAGAGCAUUAAUUCCCUGAUUGCCAAUAAACAAGAAGGUGGACCCUUGCAAAGCCACAUUGUCUGUGACAGCUCUCUUACAUAAUCGGUGUGACUAAAUACCUCACAGGCAACCUGAAAACUAAAGCUUCAUAAGAGACUGAGGUUUAGAAUUGAUUCUAGAUAUAACUACACAAUGAAGGGAAAUAAGUAGCAUCAUGGAGUUUAAAAGUGGUACACUAACGACUUGCAUGAAUAAGGGCAGAACUGUCCAUUCUCUUGUCUGCCAGACUCAGCAUUUUCUUGCUCUGUGGCCUCCUUUUGCCUCCUUUCACAACAGUUGGAUGAAGGGAUCAGAAAUGGCCGUCACGGUGCUCAAUUCACAGAAGACUCCCGAUUCCCCAGGGAGAGCAAGAACCUGUCAUGUCCAGAGACAGAGUGGGGUUCGUCUUCUCACUGACACUUGUGACCGUCCUGACAGUGGAAGAAAAGACUUGUUCUUUUCUCCCUCAGGGAGAGCUCUGCUGCGUAGGCCCACACCUUACUCAGAAUCACUACACAUUCCUUUAGUCUUCCUCCAAGCUCCAGAGCCAUUGGUACAAAUGCUUUAUUGAAACUAAACACAUAGUACAUAAAAUGAGAUUAAGAGAAUACAGAAGUCAGCAUAGUGAUCAGACCUCCCCCCGUUCCUUGGCUGCUUGAGGCAGCUUCCGUGGACGGGAGGAAGGCGGGAGCACGUCCAGCCUUGUCAAGCAGCCCGCCGAGGGCAGUUCACUUGUGACCUCAAGAUUUGACGCUGAGGUUCUUUUGGAUUUUUACAGUUAUUAAAUACGUGUCUGAGUGGUC
Messenger RNA from Delphinapterus leucas (beluga whale), 3805 nucleotides. RefSeq names its product leucine rich repeat containing 59 (gene LRRC59). The record is from RefSeq and is a predicted model, not a curated record. Gene Ontology annotation, cellular component: cytoplasm. Gene Ontology annotation, molecular function: protein binding. NCBI's taxonomy places the organism in Eukaryota, Metazoa, Chordata, Mammalia, Artiodactyla, Monodontidae.